Molecule: messenger RNA, 1062 nt
Organism: Penicillium maclennaniae
Lineage: Eukaryota; Fungi; Ascomycota; Eurotiomycetes; Eurotiales; Aspergillaceae
Product: mitochondrial ATPase complex subunit ATP10
Exons: 2
Coding region: 1-1062 (353 amino acids)
Biological process (GO): mitochondrial proton-transporting ATP synthase complex assembly
Cellular component (GO): mitochondrial inner membrane
Source: RefSeq, a predicted model, not a curated record
AUGUGGAGGUCAUCAGCAUCUGCAAAAGUAGCAGAGCUCCCGCUAUUCCGGAGUGGACGCUGCCUGAGCUGCCAAUUCCGGAACACGUCAGCUCUCUCACACCUCCGCACGAACUCCGCAUCGAUUCGUCAGUACGCCACCGACAAUAACGCGAGCAAAUCUGGUAGCUCCGUAAAAGGCGGAGCACCGACUAUCACCAAACGCCCUGCUCGCCCACCACAACCGCUCCGUCGCGGCAGCCUCGGAUUCCAACAGAAUCCCAAUGCCAACCCAGCCGCGCAGCCAGGCGACGCGGAAUUUACACCUCCACAACUAGACCGACCUAUUGGCUGUGCAGCACCCCCAGAGGAAGGUGAAAAUACUGGACGUGAUGCCCGAUCGCUGAAACAGCGACGAGACGACUUUGUGGACUAUGACAAGCACAUCGCGCGGCGAAAGGAAUUAACGAGACAAGUCGCGAAACCCUAUUUCCGAGAAUGGUCGAAUCUGCGCUUCCAAGAGGGCAAAACAUUCGUGUCGAAUCCCCGGCUGUUCAAAGCUGAGCACGCUCUAUACUUCCCCAACCUGCACGGUUUAACACUCGCCUCGCCCAAAGACGCGCAAGAUACAACGGCCAUUCUGCGCGGCCAGAUUAGUGUUGUGACUAUGUUCUCCAGCGUAUGGGCUGAGACUCAAGUAGGGUCGUUCACUGGACCAAAGCAGAACCCGGGCCUGGCGGAACUGCUUGCGAGCAACAGCCAGCAUGUUCAGAAGGUGGAUAUCAAUGUUGAAGAGAACCUCAUGAAGGCAUGGCUGGUUAAGCGUUUUAUGUGGAGCAUACGCAAGAAGCUGCCACUGGAGCAGCAUGCGCGAUACUUCUUGAUUGAGAAAGGAUUCAGCGAGACGCUGAAGGAGGCUAUUGGCAUGAUGAACUCCAAGGUUGGCUAUGUCUACCUCGUUGACUCGCAUUGUCGGAUUCGGUGGGCUGGAAGUGGACCCGCGGAGGCUGCGGAGUUGGUGACCCUGAAUAACGGGGUGGCUAAGCUUCUUGCUGAGAAAAAGGCCGGUACAGACUCGGCCUAA